Messenger RNA from Synchiropus splendidus (mandarinfish), 793 nucleotides. It is a transcript of the gene get1, whose product is annotated as guided entry of tail-anchored proteins factor 1. The transcript has 5 exons. The record is from RefSeq and is a predicted model, not a curated record. The coding region runs from base 99 to 611 and encodes 170 amino acids. Lineage: Eukaryota; Metazoa; Chordata; Actinopteri; Syngnathiformes; Callionymidae. Gene Ontology annotation, biological process: tail-anchored membrane protein insertion into ER membrane.
GCUCGCUAAGAAGACACCGCCGAAGAAGAUCAAUAGGGUUGACAUAAGAUACAUAGACGUACGAUAUUAAAUUUUAGUGCUUUCCUACUCCAACCGAGAUGGAAACUGGCUACGCUUGGUUUCUGGUUCUGGCUUCUGUUUUUCUGUGUAAUCUAAUGAAAACGCUCCUCCCGAGUAUAUCGUCAUUCUUCUCAAAGAUGGUACAGAAAGAUGCAGAGCAAGAGAACGAGAUGAGGGCUGAAAUCCAAGAAAUGAAGAAGGAGCAGUCCUCCAUUAGCAUGAUGGAUGAGUUUGCUCGAUAUGCUAGGUUGGACCGCAAAAUCAACAAGCUGACUGAUAAGCUGAAGACUCAUGUGAAAGCCAGAACGGCACAACAAGCAAAAAUGAAAUGGGUGGUGAACAUUCUCUUUUACAUACUACAGGGUGUCUUGAUGGUAUCUUUGAUAUGGAAGUAUUACUCUGACCCAGUUACCGUGGUUCCAAGUAAGUGGAUCGCCCCUGUUGAGCGCCUUGUUGCCUUUCCAACUGGAGUGGCAGGUGGUGUUGGAAUCACAUGUUGGCUGGUUGUCUGCAACAAAGUGGUCACACUGGGCCUCCAUGCCUUCAGCUAGAAGGUUUAGCUUACAAAGGUUACAUCAGAGUUUUGUCUAAAUGUGUAUUUUCUUUUGUGUUGGAAUUUUUUUUAAUGGAUAUCUUUGAUCACUUCUUUAUUUGUAUUUAAUGACAUUGCAAUAGCGGAAACAUGUUUUUAAUAAAGUAAAUUGGCAAAACAGUAAUCGCCUUGAACACAUUA